AUGAUUUGGUUGUGAAGCGGGUGGGACGAUUUACAACAGUAAAGAGAACUUCCAGAUUGCGAUGAUACCUCAGCCCAUAAUUUGUGCGUUGCGCAGUAGUGUAACGUGUUGGCGACAACGAAGUGUUUUGGAAACGGCUUUGCGACUAAAGGCCUUGGGUUUUCGAACAGUGUGCUUUCGGUCUACCUUUGCCCCUGGCCCUGUCACAUCCAUGGAGGAAAUACUGACAAGGGUUGUUAUACCGUUACCUACAUACGAGACGAGAGAGAAGUCACCCCCUCCCCCUGAAUCGAACAGUGUGGAAUUUAUGCAUUUUUACAAAAGCUUAGAAAAAGAAGAGAAAUCACAAUUACUGGCAAAGCUGUCACUUGAUUUUGGUGUGGACCACAAAGGAGUUUCAGAGUUAGCUGGGAAGCUGUCCGACACUCAGCAAAGGGACUUGGCUACAAUACUGCAAGUAGAAGACAGACUGCGAUACAGUCUGACUCCUCGAUAUAAACAGUUGCUUAACCAUAUAAGCCGGGUCGAGGGUGGAGUGAAGUUUCUGGUGGACCUACGUGCCGAUCUUCUUGAAAUGAUAUCGUCUAAGACAAACGACAGCCCUCAUAUUCGGGACCUGAACGGCACUCUGAAGAGUCUGCUGUCUGAGUGGUUCUCUGUAGGCCUGCUGCGCCUGGAGAGGAUCACAUGGCAGUCCCCCUGCGAGAUACUGCAGAAGAUUAGCCAGUAUGAGGCUGUCCACCCUGUGAGGAACUGGACCGAUAUAAAGCGUAGGGUGGGGCCUUACCGUCGUUGCUAUGCUUUCACCCAUGCUGCGAUGCCAGGGGAGCCAUUAGUCGUUCUGCAUGUGGCCCUCACAGAGAGCAUCUCUGAUAACAUACAGAGUAUCGUGAGAGAGUUUGUUACCCUGGACUCGGAGGAGGAUGUGAACAAAGUCUACACGGCAGUGUUCUACUCCAUCUCCUCCACACAGGCCGGCCUACAGGGGGUGGACCUGGGGAACGUCCUCAUCAAGAGAGUGGUGCGGGAGCUGCAGAGUGAGUUUCCCCACAUGUCCCAGUUCUCCAGCCUGUCUCCCAUCCCAGGCUUCUCCUCCUGGCUUCUGGGCCUGCUCAGCCAGCACCGGAAAGAGGGCCGCAUGGAACUACUAACUGACCAUGAGUGGAGGGAGGUAGCAGACAUCACGAACACAACCAGUACCAACACCCUGGAUGCCCUGCGAAAGCUGAUCAGUACUGGUGAGUGGACCCGCUCCGAACGCCUGGUCCACGUCCUGGAGGGCCCCUUCAUGCGCCUCUGUGCCUGGUACCUCUACGGAGAGAAGAGGCGUGGCUACGCCCUGAACCCUGUGGCCAACUUCCACCUGCAGAACGGCGCCACCAUGUGGAGGCUGAACUGGCAUGCAGACACCAGCCCACGUGGAGUGGCCAACUCCUGUGGCAUCAUGGUGAAUUACAGAUACUUCCUGCAGGACACCCUGUCAAACAGUGCUGCCUACAUGCACAACAAAAGCAUCACAGCCACAGAGCAAGUGCUGGGCUUGGUCUCACAGUUUAAGAAGAACAGCAAACUCUGAGCUCCAUGGACACUGAGGGUACUGUACACACACAAUAAUAACAGAGCAAGCCCUUUUCCUAACCACAAAACCAUGUGAGGACUUAUUUGUCAGGUAUUAUUAUCUUUGUGGGGACAUCUGAUAUCCACAUGUAUCAUUAGACAUGGACCACACAAACACACACACACACACACAGAUAAACUUGGUAUCAAAGAAACUAGGUUUAGGGCUGGCUGACUUCAUGGCUCUGAUUUGUUUUGCCCAAACAAAACACUUUGAAAUGAACAAAGGCAACUGAUAUUGUUCCACAAAGUGUCCCAAUGCUUUCAUUUUGCAUUCUGGUGCAUGGAUUUUCCUCUCCCCUUCUUUCCCGGGGUGGGUCUGUGGUGUUAUGAUCUCUGAGUGAUACUCCUGUUGUUUUAUGGUGUGAGAGAUUGUAGCUAAUGAAGCGAGAGACAUUUAUCAGGCCGUGCCAUGUUUCUGCCUGACAGUGUGUGUGAUGUUGUAGCACGCCAAAUAGGCUGCAAAGCUACUGGAAUAAAUUAUGUUUUGAUUCUUUCA
Esox lucius (northern pike) is the source of this 2116-nucleotide messenger RNA. RefSeq names its product malonyl-CoA decarboxylase (gene mlycd). The transcript is spliced from 5 exons. The coding region runs from base 62 to 1576 and encodes 504 amino acids. Gene Ontology annotation, biological process: acetyl-CoA biosynthetic process; positive regulation of fatty acid oxidation; fatty acid biosynthetic process. Gene Ontology annotation, molecular function: malonyl-CoA decarboxylase activity. Lineage: Eukaryota; Metazoa; Chordata; Actinopteri; Esociformes; Esocidae. Gene Ontology annotation, cellular component: peroxisomal matrix; mitochondrial matrix. The record is from RefSeq and is a predicted model, not a curated record.